GAAAAUACAUACGUGCCAUUCGUCGGUAAAUGCAGUAUCCACUCCGGCUGGUCGGGCAAGGACGGAGACUCAUAUCACCGACAAGGAGAACGCCUGUAAGUUCAAAUUUGGAACGAGGAUCUCGUCGGUAAUUGGGGAUCAAUUUCCAACGUUCUCCUUCUCGGUAAUUGCCACUCCCAAUGCAACCCGCGUCAACCAGCUGGCCGCCUGCGGCAGGGGGAGUGCAGCUUUUUGCUCAAAUUGCCGACAUAAGCCUUGUCGGUAAUUUGGCAUUCAGCAACUUUCCCGCGAAUCCGGCUGCUGGCCGGUGGCGUGGCAGCCUUUAUUUGAUUACCGAUGAGAUGCAGGUCGGUAAAAUGUAUAUUGCCAACUUGAUGCUCGUCGGUGAUGGGCCCGGUCAACGAGAAUCCUGUCACCGUGCAGAGGUGGUCAGCUUUAGACUGUAGCAACGUGAGUUUCGUCGGUAAAUUUGCCUAUGCCCUGCCGACCCGCCCUUCUGCCUUCAUUUUGGUCUUUCUCCUUCCAUUUUCAUUUCCCUCUUGUCCCGCGAGUUAUUCUUGCUCCC
Rubroshorea leprosula is the source of this 565-nucleotide messenger RNA. The record is from the annotation of a GenBank genome assembly. NCBI's taxonomy places the organism in Eukaryota, Viridiplantae, Streptophyta, Magnoliopsida, Malvales, Dipterocarpaceae.